This is a messenger RNA of Solanum dulcamara, 354 nucleotides long. RefSeq lists its product as uncharacterized. The transcript has a single exon. NCBI's taxonomy places the organism in Eukaryota, Viridiplantae, Streptophyta, Magnoliopsida, Solanales, Solanaceae. The coding region runs from base 1 to 354 and encodes 117 amino acids. The record is from RefSeq and is a predicted model, not a curated record.
AUGCGGUUCAGAAAGAAGGGAAAGCUUAGCCCUCGAUUUAUUAGCCCAUUUGAGGUUUUGGGGCGAGUGAGGGAAGUGGCUAACAAAUUGGCCUUGCCACCUAGCUUAUCAACGGUACAUCCUGUAUUUCAUGUUUUUAUGUACCGAAAGUAUAUUCUGUACAAGACUCAUAUGUUAUCUCUUGACACGACAGAGUUGGGUUCAGAUUUGACUUUUGAGAAGGAGCCCAUAGUAAUUCUUGAUAGACAGGUCCGUAAGCUUAUGACCAAGAACUUAGCUUCAAUGAAGGUACAGUGGAGGCACCGUUCAUUCGGAGAGGCAUCUCGAAAGUCGGAGGAUGAUAUGCGGGCCUGA